Messenger RNA from Brassica oleracea var. oleracea, 792 nucleotides. RefSeq lists its product as uncharacterized. The record is from RefSeq and is a predicted model, not a curated record. Lineage: Eukaryota; Viridiplantae; Streptophyta; Magnoliopsida; Brassicales; Brassicaceae. The transcript has a single exon. The coding region runs from base 1 to 792 and encodes 263 amino acids.
AUGACUUGCUUCAAACUGCCCAAGUCUCUAACUAAGCGGAUUCAAUCAGCGGUAACUCGUUUCUUGUGGGACGAUAGAACUGGGAAAAAGAAGAUGGCAUGGAUAGGUUGGGAUAAGCUAGCACAACCAAAAGGAAAAGGUGGCCUAGGACUUCGAGACUUUGAAAGCUUUAAUGAUGCCUUCCUAGGAAAGCUUAGCUGGAGAAUAAUAAACAACCCACAUGGAGUUCUUAGUCGUGUCCUCCUUGGCAAGUACUGCAUGGAAGGAAAGUUCAUGGACUGCCCCGAUCGAGCGUCUGAGUCGCAUGGAUGGAGAAGUAUAUUGGUGGGGCGUGAUCUGAUAAAGAAAAACCCAGGGUGGCUGGUAGGAGAUGGAACUCAAAUCGACUUGUGGUCGGACCCAUGGCUUAAUGUGUCACAGCAGGAGCAACUUAUGGGACCGCCUACGGAGACAACACUGAACUACAAAGUCUCUGCUCUGCUCACACAAGACUCGUCGGACUGGGAUAUAGAAAAAAUCAGAGAGAUAUGCCCAUUUGCAGAGAAACAGAUCUUAAAGAUAAAAACUAGUAGAUCAGGGGCUCCUGAUAAACUAUGUUGGAUGAGAACAAAAGAUGGGGAAUAUUCCACUAAGUCAGGCUACCAUGCGGCUUUUGAAGAGGCUAAUGAUGCAGAAAGGUUAGAGAUGUCCGGAAACUGGAACCAAGAGGUCUGGAACCUAAGCACGGCACCUAAAAUCAAAAUGCUAGUGUGGAAAGUGCUGAGAGGGGCUCUACCAGUGGGACAAGGCUAG